AUGGACAUGCUACCUCUUGCUCAUCAUCUCUUUGUUCUUGUGUUCUUGAUUUUUCUCUUCAAUACUGUUGAUGCUCAAUUAUCAAAUUUUGAAGACUCAGAUGAGCCUUUGAGAAUCUGCAAGUAUGAAAGAUUUUCUGAGGUAAAAAGGGAAUGCAGCUCCUUUUUGUCUUCAGCCUCUGAAUUGAAACUUGAGAAGGAGAAAGCCUAUGAAAUUGCAACUGAGCUCUCCUUUGUAAAUGGAGACUGGGUGCAAGAGGCUGGUGGAGCACCAUUGAUGCCAUUUGAUGAUAGUGACAUGCCUAGGAACUUUUCAAGUCCUGGAUCACUCCUAAAAUUGGUUUCUUUCUGGAUGAUGGGCAUUGAUUUUUCUCGUCAACUUGAAAAUGCAAUCAAUAUCUGUGGAUAUUUGUCUAUAGCCAUAACAAGGAAUAGCACAUUGUCCAACAGGCCAGAGAGUUGGACCCCAUUGUUCUUUAAAAGGCCAGGAGUAUCUGAAUUGAGAAUCCCAUUUGAAGGGCUUUAUAUGGAAUCUGAAGAAAAUGAAGGGGAACGUUUGAUGUGCUUGUUAGGGACUUCAAUUCCUCCUUUCUCAGAGGGCUCUUCUGAUCCUUUAAAAUCGUCAAUGCCCUACAGGUCUGGGUGCAAUGACCAGUUUUCCCUCUUAAUGGAUGAUCGAAUUAUGCUGGUUCUUCGGUUCCCUAAAAGAUAUACUUUGACUAACAGAGCAAUCUAUGGAGAAAUGAGAAGUCUAAACGAAAACUCGAACCCAAAUUAUUUUGAUAGAGUUCAUAUGUCAUCCCAGUUGGGUUUCAACUCAAAGUAUCUAUUUGGGUCAGAAAUGGUUUUGUCCAAAGCCCGUGAUCUGUACCCGGACCAACACGAACUGAUAGAUAAUGGAGUCAAGUUUGAAGCGUUGCAGUUUUGUAAACUUCUCCGCAUGUUUGAAGGAGAAACAUUUGACAUUGUUGAAAACUCAAGGUGUGAUGGUAAAGGGGAGAAUUGCAAUAAUUUAGACCCCUUUGUGCUAGAAAGUGAGGUUAAGGGCAUCAAUGGGAUUCCACCCAAGUUUAGGCUCAUGAUGAACAACUUGCGUUGUGUGUCAGGAGACAAUGUCAACGAGCCCAAAACUGCAAAAGCUUCUGCAGUCUUUAGAGCAUUUUCUUCUGAAAAUCGGUUCACAGCAGGAGGGAGAACUGGUGUUUCUGGAAUGACUAUUUCUGCUGAAGGAACAUGGAAUUCUUCAAGUGGACAAUUCUGCAUGAUUGGAUGUGUUGGAUUCACCAAGACUGGGUCACAUGGAUGCAAUUCUCAAAUCUGUUUGUACUUUCCUGCCACAUUUUCCAUCACCCAACGGAGUAUUAUCUCUGGGACAAUCUCAAGCCUGCAAAAGAGAGAUUCUCACAAUCCCUUAUGGUUUAGAAAGGUGCUGCGUCGUCUGGAUCUUUGGAACAGUUACAACGAUUACAGCAACUCUUAUUUGUCAUACAAGUAUUCAAAGAUUGAGUCAGCCAGCAUCCUCUUGAAGAGGAAUGAGAAGUUCAAUUUGGGAACCAUAAUGAAGAAGUCAUUUAUGAAGUAUCCAUCUGUGGAAGAUAUAAACAACAUAACCAGUGUUUCCCUCCUAUCAGAUAAGCUGGGUUUUGGUGCCUAUGCUCUUCCAGAUCCUUUACCCAGCAACCAUCCUCCAAAGACCUAUGUUGGGUUGGAGGUACUCUCUCUAGGUUCAUUGUUUGGUCGUUAUUGGCCAGAUUGGAGCGACUCCUAUCAGACAGCAGAGGCUAAAUUACUUAACAAUUCUGAUACCACCGAACAAAAUCAAAAUCGACUCUUGAAUGUUUCAGCUUAUCUCACCCUUACUGGAGAAUCCUAUGGUCAUAUCUCAAUGCUAUUCUUGGAGGGUCUUUACAAUCCACUUGAUGGGAAGAUUUUCUUCAUCGGUUGCAGGGACGUCCCAGUGUUUCAGGAGUCCAUCAUCAACAAUCCAAGCCUGGAAAGCAGGAUGGACUGCUUAAUAGAAGUGACAGUAGAGUACUCAUCCAAGACCACCCGUUGGUUGAUAAACCCAACUGCCAAGGUCUCUAUUACCAGCCAAAGGAAUGAGAAAGAUCCACUCUCUUUUAGGCCAAUUAUUCUCAAGACAGAUCUAAUUCCUUACAGAGACAACUCGAAAGAGAUCAUAAUUCGCAGAAACUUUGAGGCGGUUCUUCGGAUUCUAGUCCUUUCAGCCUCAACUGCUUGCACAUUAAGCCAGUUGUUUUACAUUCAGAAGAAGGCAGACGACAUUCCUUUCAUAUCAUUAACCAUGUAUGGUGUUCAAGCUCUUGGUUUUGGCCUUCCCCUCUUCACCGGAACUGCAGUUCUUUUCAAAUGGAAGGAAUUUGAACAUACCAUGAACCGUUCUUAUGCUAGAAAAACUAUGUGGUUCCAAGUACUUGACUCCAUCACGAAGUCCCUUUCGUUGGUUGCAUUUGUACUCUCUCUAAGACUCUUUCAGAAGAUUUGGAAAGCUCGUCUCAGACUACCUGCUAAUAAGCCUCUAAAUGUGAAUCAAAAUCCAAGUGAUAAACCAGUUUUUCUUUCUUCCUGGACUAUUCACGCGGUGGGGUUUCUAGCUCUUCUCAUCAUUCACAACAAAAAGACAGAAGAUGGGGUCGGGAUCAGAAAUAACCAUAAGCCUCCCGAGUGGGUGACUGACCUGGGUGAGUACAUGGGUCUUGUUCAGGACUUCUUUUUGCUUCCUCAAAUCAUCGGUAAUAUCAUAUGGAAGACCCAGGUUAAACCCUUGAGGAAAGUUUAUUACAUCGGGUUCACAGCUCUGAGGUUGCUUCUCCGGGCCUAUGAUUAUGUAAGGGAUCCUGUCAUCGGAUUCUACAUCCAUCAAAGCGAUUUCAACCAAAGCUCAGAGUUCUUCUCAAAGUCUUUAGACAUUGUGAUAAUGGCAAUUCUUGUUGUUCUUGCUAUCACAGUUGGGGUCCAACAGAGGUGGAACUUCAACAAGCCUAAUAAUCAGGUGAAAGGCAAGCUAGACAAAAAGUCAGAACCAGGAAUUUUCAUUGGAUACAACAGUACCUCAAAAGCUUACAAAAUCUACUUGCCACAAACUAGUAAAAUUGUGGUAAGCAGAGAAGUUAACUUUUUGGAAAUGGAGAAAUGGAGCUGGGAUGAGCAGAAUCAACAGUAUAUUGAUGAAGAUGUUGAUGAACUUCCAGUUAGAGGCUUUAGGACACUUUUUGAUAUUUAUCAAAAGUGUAAUAUAGUUGUUGUUGAACUUGCAGGGUUUGUUGAGGCUGCUGAACAUAAAAAAUGGAGGGUUGCAAUGCAGGAGGAACUAAAUAUGAUUGACAAGAACAACACUUGGGAGCUAGUAGAUAGACCUUCACACAAAAAACCUAUUGGGGUUAAGUGGGUUUACAAAACCAAACUCAACUCUGAUGGUUCUAUAAACAAGCAUAAAGCAAGGCUGGUUGUCAAAAGGUAUGCACAAAUGUUUGGUGUUGACUUUUCGGAAACCAUUGCACCAGUAGCUUGUUUGGAUACAAUUAGGAUGUUUUUGGCUGUUGCAGCUCAAAUAAAAUGGAGGAUUUAUCAACUAGAUGUGAAGUCAGCAUUUUUGAAUGGCUACCCGGAGGAAGAGAUUUUUGUCGAGCAACCAGAAGGUUUUGCUAUCAAAGGAAAAGAAGAAAAAGUAUACCUCCUUAAGAAGGCCUUGUAUGGGUUAAGACAAACCCCUAGAGCCUAG
Messenger RNA from Vitis riparia (riverbank grape), 3741 nucleotides. RefSeq lists its product as uncharacterized. Gene Ontology annotation, cellular component: intracellular membrane-bounded organelle. Bases 1 to 3741 code for a protein of 1246 amino acids. The record is from RefSeq and is a predicted model, not a curated record. Lineage: Eukaryota; Viridiplantae; Streptophyta; Magnoliopsida; Vitales; Vitaceae. The transcript has 2 exons.